AUGGAAAGCCGGGAUCCCUCAGUGGCUGUCCUAAGCCCUUCCAGCGUUCUGGUGACCGGAGCCAGCCGCGGGCUGGGGCUGGAGUUUGUCAGGCAAUUGGUGCAACUGCCCAAACCUCCCCAGAUGUUGUUUGCGACCUGCAGGAAUCCCUCCGACUCCCAGGAACUGCGAGAGCUCGCGGCUCAGCACUCCAGUAUUCGAAUCCUCCGCUUGGAUGUGGAGCAUAUUGCUUCUAUUCAAGAGGCCGCAGUUUCUGUCAAGGAGCAGCUGCAAGGCUUGGGGCUGAAUUUACUCAUCAACAAUGCUGGAAGGGUCUUGGACAGUACAAUCCACUCUGAGUCGGAAGAAAACAUGCACCUGCUGUACCAGACUCAUGUUGUUGGUAGCCUAAAGAUGGGCCAGACAUUCCUGCCCUUGUUGAAGAAGGCCGCCCAAACAGGAUCUCAGGAUAGUCUCAGUUGUAACCGGGCUGCUAUCAUCAACAUUUCUAGUACCGCAGGCUCUAUAACAGAACUUUUUGCCUGGCAGUAUGGUCAUUUGUUAUCCUAUCGCUGCAGUAAGGCUGCCCUGAACAUGCUCACCCGGUGCCAAGGCCUGGCCUUUAAAGAGGAAGGAAUCCUGUGUACUGCUAUUCACCCUGGCUGGGUUCAGACAGAUAUGGGCGUUUCUGGAAUUUAUAAGCCUCCUUUGAAGAAAGAAGAAUCGGUGCAAGGCAUGCUGAAGCUCUUUUCUACACUUUCGGAGGAGAAUUCAGGGGGUUUCUACAGUUGGGAGGGAAAGGCAUUGUCUUGGUGAAGUUACAACCAGCUGGGGGUGGUGAUUGAGAUCUGACUCCAGUUAUCUUUCAUGCCUUUCCAUCAACAGCCCAGGAUUGACCACCUCAUUUUGUUUGACGACUUCCCUGAGCUCUGAAUGCCAAUAAAC
Messenger RNA from Vombatus ursinus (common wombat), 924 nucleotides. Its product is annotated as C-factor-like. The coding region runs from base 1 to 795 and encodes 264 amino acids. NCBI's taxonomy places the organism in Eukaryota, Metazoa, Chordata, Mammalia, Diprotodontia, Vombatidae. The transcript has 6 exons. The record is from RefSeq and is a predicted model, not a curated record.